AUGACGGCAAGAUCUCCUAAAAAAGACUCGGAGAUAAGUGUGAAGGAGUUGGGAGAAAGAAUGGGAGAAAUGAUGGAGGAAUUUAGGGCAGUGAGAGAAGAGCUAAGGGAGGGUUUCAAGGAGCAGGGUAGGAAGAUGAGAGAAGAGAUAGAGGAUCUGAGAAGGGAGUUUAGGGAGCGUGAGAAGAGAUGGAAAGAGGAGAGGGAAGAGACAAAUAAGCAGAAGGAGAAAAUGGAAGAAAGAAUAAGGAGAUUGGAGGAAAAAAUGGAAGAGAGGAAGGAGGAGAAGAAGGAGGAGGAAAGAAACGGCAGAGGGGAGGUGGGGGAGAAAAUGAGAGAGCUGGAGAGAAGGCUGGAAAGGAAAGAAAAGGAGGAGAGAAGAAGAAACGUUGUAAUAAGAGGGCUGGAAGUAAAAGAAGGAGGGAGGAGAGAAAAUGCAGAAAAGUUGCUUGAAGGAAUAGGAGCGAAAGUAAAGGUUACAGAGGUGAAGAGAAUAGGAGCUGGGUUGGAAAAUAAAGAUAAGGAUUUUUGGGAAGGGCUGAAGAAAGAAGAUGUGUUAGUCAUGUUAGAGACCUGGAUAGGAGAAAAGGGUUGGGAAAGAAUAAGGGGGAGACUUCCAAAAGGGUACGAGUGGGGGGUGCAAAUGGCGAAGAAAAAGAACAAAAAAGGAAGAGCAAUAGGAGGGAUGAUAAUGGGAAUAAGGAAAGGAUUAAAAGAAAAGGGAACGGCAAUAGAAGUAGAGAGGGAGGGUUGGAUUGUGGGAAAGGUCAGAACAGGUGGCGAGAACUGGAAUAUUAUAGGGGUGUAUGCAAAGAAAGAGGGGAUGGAGGAGAUCGUACAGGAGUUAGGAGAUAGAAUGGAAAAGAAAGAAGAAGGAAGGUAUACGAUAAUUGGGGGAGAUUUUAAUGCGAGGACUGGUCAAGAAGGUGGGAGGAUAGAGGAAGAGGAGGGAGGAGGACUGGGAGAAGGAAGAAGAUCGAAGGACAAGAAGGUGGACAAAGAGGGGAGGCUGUUGGUAAGGAGCUUAGAGGAGAGAGGAUGGGAGAUAUUUAAUGGAAAUGUGAGAGGGGACGAGGAGGGGGAGUUUACUUUCACGGGGGGAAGAGGAGGUACGGUGAUUGAUUACAUAAUAGGGGAAGGAGAAGUAAGAGAGAAGAUAGUGAGCAUGGUAGUGGGGGAGAGAAUAGACUCGGACCAUCACCCAUUGGAAAUAGAAGUAAGAAGAGGGGAAGAGGAGGAAGGCAGGAGAGGAGGGUGGAAGAAAAGAAGAAGGGGGGUGUGGAACGAGGAAGGAACAAAGAGGUUUAGAGAAAAAAUAGGAGAGGUGGAAGAAAAAGAAGAAGAGUUGAAUAAGGAAUGGGAAGAAAUGGAAACAAGAAUAACAGAGGCAAUAAAAGAAGUAGAGGAGGAGCUGGGAAAUAAGAAAGGGAAGGUGGGAUGGUGGGAUGAGGAAUGUCGAGAAGCGAAGAAAGAGACAAGGAGAAAAUUAAGGGAUUGGAGGAAGAAAAGAGGAGAGGCCAGUGCGUACAAGGAAAGGAGGAAAGAAUUUAAGGAGAUAUGUAAGAGAAAGAAGGAAGAGGAGAACCAGAGAUGGGAGAGAAAAGUGGAGGAAGCAAGGAGGGAGGCGGAGGUAUGGGAGAUAGUGAAUAGGGAGAGAAGACAAAGGAGGGGAAUAGAGGAAGGAAUAGAAGAGGAGGAAUGGAAAGAGCACUUUAUGAAGUUAUUAGGAGGAGUAGAGGGGAGGGUGUACACGGCUAUUCUGGCGGAGAGGAUAAGGGAGGAGAUAGAGGGAAAGAGAAUGGUACCGCACAACCAGACAGGUUUUAGAAAGGGAAUGGGAACGAUAGACAACAUUUACGUGUUGAACUACAUGGUGAACAGAAGGUUAGAGAAGAAAGGGGGAAAACUAAUAGCAUGCUUUGUGGACCUUAAGGCGGCGUUCGAUUCGGUGGAUAGAGGAAUAUUAAUAAAAGCUAUGAGAGAAAGGGGAAUAAGGGAAGGACUGGUGAGAAGGACGGAAGAGAUGUUAAGAGAGACGAAGAGUAGGGUAAGAGGAGGAAACGAAUUGGGAGAAGUAUUCUGGACGGGGAGGGGAGUAAGGCAGGGAUGCCCUUUGAGCCCGAUUCUGUUCAAUGUGUUGCUAGCAGACCUGGAAGAGGAAAUGGGUAGAGUUAAAUGGGGAGGGAUAAGGCUAGGAGGCAAGAGGGUGUAUACUCUGGCCUAUGCGGAUGAUAUAGUGCUAAUCGCGGAGGACGAGGAUCAAAUGAGGAGUCUGAUAGAAAGACUAGAGGGGUACCUGGGCAGGAAGAGAUUGGAAUUGAACGUGGGGAAAACAAAAAUAAUGAGGUUUAGGAAAGGAGGAGGGAGGGACAGUAAGAGGAAGUGGAGAUGGGAAGGAAAAGAGUUAGAAGAGGUGAGGGAAUUUCGGUAUUUAGGAUACGUGUUUCAAAGAAAUGGAGGGCAGGAAGCCCAAAUAAGGGAAAGGAUCAAAAAGGCGGCCGCAGUGAUGGGAAAAGUAUGGGGGAUAGGGAAGAGGAGAUUCGGGAAAGACUGGGGAAAAAGACUGUGGCUGUUCGAUAGACUGGUGUGGACGGUGUUGAGUUAUGGAGCGGAAAUAUGGGGAUGGAGAGAAAGGGAAGGAAUGGAAAGAAUGGAAGAAAGGUACAUUAGAUGGGUAUUGGGAGCGGAUGUGAGAACACCGUGGUAUUUAGUGAGGGAGGAGUUACAAAGGGAGAAAUUAAGAGGGAGAGCAGGAAUGAGGGCAUGGAGAUUUGAGAAAAAGUUAGAGGAAGGUGGAGGAAGUGAAUUGGCGAGGGCUGCCUGGGAAGAGUUGAAGGAAAGAGAGAGGGAAGGGAAAGCUGGCUCAGAUUGGGAAAGAGAGAGAGGAAAGUUCUUCGAAGACAGAGGUGUGGGGUUAAAAGAGGUGGAAAAGAUGAGAGGAGAUGGAGACGAAUGGUUUCUUAAAUUGUUUGAAGGGGAUAGGGAGACGCAGAGGAGAGAGAGAUGGGAGAGGAUCGAGAAAUCGGAAUAUAAUAAAUGGUAUAAGUGGAUAAAGGGAGAGGGUAUCCCGGGAUAUUUGAAGAAGGGUUGGGGAGAAAGUAGAUGGGGAAGGGUGGCGAGAUACAGACUAGGGAACGAGAUAGGAGAGAGCAGAUACUGGGAAGCGGAGGAGAAAAAGAAGUGUAGAUUGUGUGAGAACAAAGAGGAAACGUGGGAGCAUGUAUGGGAAGAAUGUAGAAGAUGGAAUUCAGGAAAGGGAAGCUGGCAGGAGGCGGUAGGAUGGGUCUUGGACGAGGAAGGAAGAGGAGAGGAAUGGAUGCUAGAAUUAGAAGGGGAGAGAAGGAGUGGAAAGGGAGAUUUAGAAGAGGUAGCCAGGAUGGAGCGUGAAGGGAGAAUGAUAGUGGAGGCAGUGGAAGGGAUUGUAGAGGAGAAGUUAAGGAAGAUACUGAGGGAAAAGAAGGAGGAAGACAGAAAAAAGGACGAGAGGAUGGAGGAGCUGGAGGAGAAGGUAAGGAGGCUGGAGAGAAAGAUGGAAAGGGUGGAGCAAGGUGGAGGCAAAAGGAAGAGGGAGGAUAGCGAGGAGAGUAGGGCGGGAAAGAAGAAAUGGUGGGCAGGUGAGGGUGAAAGGAACGAGGACGAUUUCAGAAAGAGGAAUGUAGUUAUAAGAGUGGAGAAAGAGAAAUGGGAAGGAAAGGAGACCAACUGGGAGAAAGUAAAGGAGCUUUUCGAAGAAGGGCUGAAGGUGAAGGUGAAGGUAAGAGAGGUGAUAGUGGUGGGGCAGAGAGGGAUUUGGUUGACGAUACUGGUAAAGCUAGGAGACGAGGAGGAGAAGAGGCGAGUUUUGGAAGCGAGGAGAAGGGCAGGGAACUCCAUAGGAGUCAAAAUACAUGAGGAUAAAUCGGUGGAAAGGAGGGUUAGAGAAAGGGAAGAUGGGAGAAGGGAGGUGCAUAAGUGCACAGGGAGAUCGGCGGAGGAAGAAAUAACGAGAAGGAUGGAGGAGAAGCUGCUCUUGAGUCCAGAGAAGGAGAAGGAGGAGGGACGAGAGAGGCAGCAGACCAAAUAG
Messenger RNA from Temnothorax curvispinosus, 4062 nucleotides. RefSeq names its product trichohyalin-like. NCBI's taxonomy places the organism in Eukaryota, Metazoa, Arthropoda, Insecta, Hymenoptera, Formicidae. The transcript is spliced from 4 exons. Bases 1 to 4062 code for a protein of 1353 amino acids. The record is from RefSeq and is a predicted model, not a curated record.